AUGGAGCAUUCGUGGGAGACGGCAGCCUCGCUCGCCUCGCUAGGAGGCGAGAGCGAGGAAGAGGAGGAGGCGUUCCGCCCUCCCGUCUCCGCGGCGGCGGGCGGCGACGACGGACUGGACGAGCCCGUCCUCCUCGUUGACCUCGCUGCGGUCGCCGCGUCGGCGGGCGGCGCCGUCACAGACAUGCAGCAGGCGCGGACGAUGGUGUUGGAGGCGCUGGGCGGCGAGGACGAGUUCCUCGCCCGCUCCGAGAACCUCUUCGCCUCGGGCCACUGCCGCCACGCCGAGCGUCGCAGCUGCGGCGCCGAGCGCGAGGCGAUGGAGGCGGAGCGCGGUGGCGGCGCGGUCGUGUCGGUGAUCUUCUACCCUCCGAUCUGCGGCGGCGUGCCGCUGCGCGAGCUGUGGCGCGCGGUGCGCGAGCCGUCCGAGUGGGAG
This is a messenger RNA of Emiliania huxleyi CCMP1516, 435 nucleotides long. RefSeq lists its product as hypothetical. The record is from RefSeq and is a predicted model, not a curated record. The transcript has a single exon. NCBI's taxonomy places the organism in Eukaryota, Haptophyta, Isochrysidales, Noelaerhabdaceae. The annotation marks the transcript as partial.